AAUCUGCCACCUAAUUCCUCCAUUCUCACCUCCGUCACACUCGUCUUCGGUUUAUCUCUGCAACGCGAGAAGCACUAGCUGACCAUCAAAGAAAAUCAAAGAAAAUCAAAGAAAAUCAAAGAACAGCGAAGAAACCGGAUGAUUUGAUCGCACCUUCCCCAAGUCGAUCAUGGCUCAUACUCAGCUAAUCGACUCCCUCACCUCCCAUAUCUCCCUCUACCAUUCCACAUCCUUUCUCAUGAACCAUGAUUCCAAUCUCAGGUCCUCCAUCCUUAGAUGGUUCUCUUCUCUCACCGUUCACCAACGCCAAGCUCAUCUCACCGUCGUUGAUUUCAAAUUUGUUCAAAUCCUCAUCCAAAUGGUAGCACGAGUUCGCAGACGAGGACAUGGUUUCUUUAUCCUACUCCCCGACGUUCCAUCCGGCGAUCCUCUGCACUUGCCCGGUUUAUGCUUUAAGAAGUCGCGCGGGCUUUUGUCUCGCGUCUCUGAGUCCAGUGAGUCUGAGAGGAUGAUUUUUGAGUCCUGUCGUUUAUUCGGUUCCAGGGAAGGUGAUAAGCUCGAGGAAUGUUCUUGCUCGUUCAAGAAUAUCGAUUCUUUAACUGUAAGCGAGGAAUUCGUCGCGAAUGUGGAUAAAUUUGUCAAGGUGAUGGAUGUAGUUUCAAAUGGGUGGUUUUUGAGAGGUGAAGGGGAUGACCUGACGUCCGAUUGGGCUGAAUUAAAUUGGUUAAAAGCGAAAGGGUAUUACAGUAUUGAGGCGUUUGUCGCAAAUCAGUUGGAGGUGGCUUUGAGAUUGGCGUGGAUGAACUUGAAUACUGGAAAAAAAAGAUCGGUGAAGCUCAAAGAGAAGGCUAGGGCAACUGGCAUGGCGACAAACGUGUUUUGGAGGAAGAAGGGAUGUGUGGACUGGUGGGAUAAAUUGGAUGCUUCGUCAAGGGAAAAGCUUUUGACUUCAAUUCUAGGAAAAUCAGCAAAACAAUUGAUACAUGAGAUUCUGAGGUGGACAAGUGGACUUGCGGAGCAUGAGAUGGGGCUCUUUAGUGCCGAAUGGAAUAAACCAUUUAGGUACAAUUGUACUAUAUCUCCAUCAAGGUCCAUGUUAGCAUCCCAAGCGGACCUGCAUAUAGACUUCAACAUUAUUCCAGCUACACAUUCUGGAAAACCUUCUUCCUUAUCCAACAUAUUUAGAAAAUUGCUUGUGCUUCAGGAUAUUGUUACGAUGGUAUCUUCGUGUCUUCAUGAUGAAUACUAUAAGAGUAAUCUCUUUUACAGCACUUUGGGUUCUAUCUGUGCCAUCCCUGAUUGUAUAUUAAGAAAAUUGCGGGAAUUUCUUAUGUUUAUUUCACUUGAUUGCACAAAACUUGAACUUCUAGGAGAGGGGAAUAGUAAGUCCUUGCCUAGUAAAUCAACAGAGAAUCUAGGUGCUUCCCGUCGAAGGAAAAAGGGAAAGAGCCGGAAAUCACAGAAUCCUGUGCCGAAGGCAUGUAUAGGUGAUUUAUCAUGUAAUAAAUUUCAUAAGCCUCAGGAUUUGGACAAGGAGUGUGCUCAUAAAGGGAGAGAAGAUAUGAUGGAAUCCACAAUGCCUAUUUUGUCCAAGGGAAAUGAUACUUGCAGAGAAAUGUCAGCAGAUGUAUCAAAAACGGUACAUGACCAUAUAAUGAGUGUUGGAAAAAAUCAAGGUACUACAAGGAAGAAGAAAAAACACAAAAGUAAAAACUCUGGUGGGAACAACAGAUUAGUUGAAAUAAUACCUUCUGAAGGGCCAACCGCUAAAUUCUCCUCUCCAUCUUUUAGUUCUCAGGAUCAGGUAGCAGAGUUGGAUAGCAUGUUCAGAAAACCUUUCAUUUCAAAUAUCAAGAAUGAUAGUUCAAAUAAUUAUGACAGUUUAACUUCAAACUCAAGUCCUAUAGUUCCCUCUAGUGAGCCUAAUAGAGAGUAUAACAGUAACCAAAAUGUUGAAGUACAUGAAAUUUCUGGGCCAACGGAAUCUGUCUGUCACGUUGGUCCUGGAGAAUCUCAGUUCCCAAAAGGAAUAAUUGAAAAUCAAUGCGUAUCAUCUACAUUAGUUCCUUCUCAUUUUCCUUCAUUGGAGUUAAAGAAUAUUGUCAAAAGUGAUGUCAAUGUGAAUGGCUCUGUGCGAUCUUGUGAAUUACGAGAAAAAUCAUCUUUGUUAGAUAAACUUCCGAGAACUUUUGAUAUACAGGAGAAAUCAUGCCUAUCUCGAGAUCAAUUUAGUGGUGACAUUUGUAAUACUAGGACCUUGAAUUCUUCGUUCAAUUCACAUCUCCCGCCUGCUACUGAUAGAUUACAUUUAGAUGCUGGUCAUAAUUGGCACAAUCAUUUCCGUCGGUCUUUCACACCUGCAAUGCAUCAACCAAGAAGUUCUUCUGUUAAAGGUGGUUGCAAUCCAAUUCUGACUCGACCACUGUUAAUGAGUCUAGAUUGGCCCCCUGUCUUACGAAGUGCUUCUGGCUUGGCUUCAACAAUGACGUCAAAUCAUGAUUUUGGGUUUCUUCCUAGGAGACAAUCUACUUUUCGGCAGGGGUUCCCUACUAACAGCAAUCAGAUUAGUACGGAAGAUGAAAAGUACUCUGGUAAUCUCACUGAUUUUCCUGAUUUGUCAAAUAAUCAGGACCUAGCAGAUGAGUGUGAUGGAAACUGGAUAUCGGAGGAAGAAUUGGAAAUGCAUGCAGUUUCUGGGUUAGACUACAAUCAGUAUUUCGGUGGUGGUGUAAUGUACUGGAAUCCUUCUGAUCACCAUGGGACAGGGUUUUCUCGACCUCCUUCUCUUAGUUCUGAUGAUAGCUCAUGGGCUUGGUGUGAAGCUGACAUGAACCGAACUGUUGAUGAUAUGGUUGCUUUCUCUUCUUCUUACAGUAAUGGAUUGGCAUCCCCAACUGCUACGUCAUUCUGUUCUCCUUUUGAUCCACUGGGAUCUGGAAAACAGGCGCUUGGUUAUGUGGUGCAAGGACCUGAUCUACCCACCAACAUGCUUCAUUCCUCACUGACUAUGAAUGAUUCGGUGACAGAGGAGGAUGCUCCUAGAUCUUUGGCAAAUUUGCCUAGUGAUGUUGAAGGGAAGACAGGAGACUCACAUCCAUUUCCAAUGUUGCCGCCUAUUGUUAUUCCAAAUAUGUCAAGGGAAAGAUCAAGAUCUGAGUUCUGCCAUGGUUUUGACCAUAAAAGCCCAUGCAUCCCUCCCACUAGGAGAGAGCAAUCUCGAGUAAAGCGGCCACCAUCUCCUGUAGUUCUUUGUGUUCCACGGGCACCAAUACCACCUCCACCUUCUCCUGUAAGCGACUCCAGGAAGCACAGGGGAUUUCCUACUGUUAGAUCUGGUAGCUCAAGUCCAAGGCAUUGGGGUGUAAAGGGUUGGUAUCCUGAUGGAACUAAUUUGGAAGAAGCAUGCUUACAUAUUGAUGGUGCUGAAGUUGUCUGGCCUAAUUGGAGAAAUAAAAGUAAUUCUAAUUGCUCGACAGUUCAACCUUUAUCAUUAAUAGCAAUGUCCCAGAUAGCUCUCGAUCAGGAGCAUCCAGAUGUUGCGUUUCCUCUCUUUCCCCCAACAACAAGCUGUCCUGUAAAAAAGGAAUCUCUUUCUUUGAUGCAUAGCUGCCUAAAUGAUGAGAUCAACUCUUUCUGCAAGCAGGUUGCUGCAGAAAACAUGACUAAGAAGCCUUACAUCACAUGGGCUGUUAAACGGGUCACGCGGUCCCUUCAAGUCUUAUGGCCCAGGUCCAGGACAAACAUUUUUGGUUCAAAUGCAACAGGUUUAUCCCUUCCCACGAGUGAUGUGGACCUUGUGGUUUGUCUGCCUCCAGUGAGAAAUCUGGAACCUAUUAAGGAAGCUGGGAUCCUAGAGGGGCGUAAUGGUAUUAAAGAAACCUGCCUUCAGCAUGCAGCCAGAUAUCUUUCCAAUCAGGAAUGGGUAAAAAGUGAUUCCUUAAAGACGGUGGAAAAUACUGCUAUACCUAUUAUCAUGCUUGUUGUUGAAGUUCCCCACGAUCUCAUUGCUUCAUCCACUUCAAAUAUGCAAUCAUCCAAGGAGGAGUCCUCUGCCGUAUCUGGGGAACAAGAUGUCAACCUUCUUAAUGAUAUGGCUAGUUUAGAAGAUUCUGCGCUGCAAAAAUGUUUGGUUGUGAAAUAUGAUUCCUCAUCUAGCACCAAGUCAGUUCGUAUUGACAUCAGUUUCAAGACUCCAUCACAUACGGGACUCCAAACUUCUGGGCUGGUUAAGAAGCUGACUGAACAAUUUCCAGCCACUAUACCUUUGGCGUUGGUAUUAAAAAUGUUUUUGGCAGAUCGUAGUCUUGAUCAGUCCUAUUCUGGCGGCUUAAGUUCUUACUGUUUGGUAUUGUUGAUUGUACGCUUUCUCCAGCAUGAACAUCAUCUUAGCCGUCCUAUCAACCAAAACUUUGGGAGCCUUUUAAUGGACUUCCUUUACUUCUUUGGGAAUGUCUUUGAUCCUCGUCAAAUGCGUAUUUCAAUACAGGGGAGUGGAGUCUAUAUUAAGAGAGAAAGGGGAUAUAGCAUUGAUCCUUUACAUAUUGAUGAUCCUCUUUUCCCCAUGAAUAACGUUGGACGAAAUUGUUUCCGUAUUCAUCAAUGUAUCAAGGCUUUUUCAGAAGCUUAUUCUAUUUUGGAGAGUGAGCUGAUAUCCCUUAAUGAUAAUGGUGAUUCUAGUUCAGAUGCAACUAAUAGUGUGCUGCAGAAAAUAAUCCCUAGCAUUGAUUUAUCAUAAGGAUAAUGUGCAUCACACGGAACCGUAUCCUAUCCUUCAAUUUAAUGAUGGGUUUGUCCACUUAUCAACGAGGUGGAAGUGCAGCCACGGCAAUAGGGGUCAAAACUGGUUAUUCAGGUAGGACCCGUAAGAGGCGGGGUUUCGUCCACUUGCUUGCCUGGCGUUCUAUCUCCACAACAAUUGAGUUGGUGAUCAUCAUUUUGUCCCCACUGAAAUCUUUCUUCGAUGGUGGCUGUCAUCUCAGCAAGCAGGACUGCUGCUUUGCUUACUCGUACCAAUUACGGCAAGCUCCAUCUGAGCACCUGUCGAGCUCUCUGGCUGCACCUGUAAUGAGCUCAUUUGAGAGGCAGCUCCAUUUUCACCAUUUUUUCCCCUCUCGGUUCAUCUGUACUCUGUAUAGCUUAAGCUUAAAAGGCAUACCCCUUGAAACCAAUUACUGAAUUACUGUCUCAGACGUAAUGGCCGUCGUGUGAUCCCUUGGUUGAUGCAGAAGAUAGUUGUACGUAAGGAAUUUGGAGAAAGUAGACAAGACCCUGUUUUCAUGGAUGAUCCGGACUUUUCGUUGUUCAUCUAUAGCCAGCUUUUGUUUUCAUAUCUUCUUGAUCAAGCUCAGUGGUCUGCACGUGGAUGACAAGGCAUGGCUGCUGGAAGAGGAAUACCAAAAGUGGACCGAGUAAAUAAAAGAACACUAAGAACACAGCUUGCUUUCGUGAUUGGAUCAUUAUGCUACACGGUACAAAAAAUGGGUUGCUAUCUAAAUGGACAAAACACGGUACUAUGAUUACACCGAACAUCACGGUUUUGGAAGAUGAAAAGAAGAAAAGAAG
Cucurbita maxima (winter squash) is the source of this 5562-nucleotide messenger RNA. RefSeq lists its product as uncharacterized. Gene Ontology annotation, molecular function: mRNA binding; poly(A) RNA polymerase activity. The record is from RefSeq and is a predicted model, not a curated record. Gene Ontology annotation, cellular component: TRAMP complex; nucleolus. Lineage: Eukaryota; Viridiplantae; Streptophyta; Magnoliopsida; Cucurbitales; Cucurbitaceae. The coding region runs from base 170 to 4735 and encodes 1521 amino acids. Gene Ontology annotation, biological process: RNA 3'-end processing. The transcript has 21 exons.